AUGGAGAACAAGACCGUGUGGGUGAGUGAGCGUUUUGGAAAGCAGGGGCUGCACUACAGCAGAGACGUCCGGAAACUACACUUGAGCAUCAACGUGACCAACACCCCGAGCAGGGAGCGGGCUGGGGAAGAUGCCCACGAGGCGCUACUCACCCUGGAGGUGCCUCCCGCUCUGCUGCUGUCUUCAGUGCGCCCCGCUGGGACGUGCCAGGCCAAUGAGACCAUCGUCUGUGAGCUGGGGAACCCCUUCAAACGGAACCAGAGGAUGGAGCUGCUCAUCACGUUCGAGGUCAUCGGAGUGACUCUGCACACGAGGGAACUCCAGGCACAGCUACAGCUCUCCACGUCAAGUCACCAGGACAACCUGUGGCCCAUGACCCUGACCCUGCUGGUGGACUACACGCUCCAGGCCUCACUCAGCAUGUGGGUGUCUGAGGGCUCCCGUCCCUUCCGCAUCUACCUGUGUCCACCACACGUAUUAACCUCAGCAGGGCAGUGGCUACUCUCCAGCAGCAGACCCAUGGAGCAGGGGACAGGAAACAGCUACAUGAUUCAGCGGAAGGACUGGGAUUUAUCUGAAUAUAGUUACAAGGAGCCAGAGGACCAAGGAAACCUCUAUAUUGGGUACACAGUACAGGUGGGCAGUGCCAUCCUGCACCCCACGGACAUCACGAUUGUGACGGGUGCCCCACGGCACCGACAUAUGGGCGCUGUCUUCUUGCUGAGCCAGGAGGCAGGCGGAGACCUACGGCGGAGGCAGGUGCUGGAGGGCACGCAGGUGGGCGCCUAUUUUGGGAGCGCCAUUGCCCUGGCAGACCUGAACAAUGAUGGGUGGCAGGACCUCCUGGUGGGCGCCCCAUACUACUUUGAGCGGAAAGAAGAGGUGGGGGGUGCCGUCUAUGUCUUCAUGAACCAGGCAGGCACCUCCUUCCCUGCCCACCCCUCCCUCCUUCUUCACGGCCCCAGUCGCUCUGCCUUUGGCUUCUCUGUGGCCAGCAUUGGUGACAUCAACCAGGACGGAUUCCAGGACGUUGCUGUGGGAGCCCCAUUCGAGGGCUUGGGCAAAGUGUACAUCUAUCACAGCAGCUCCAGGGGGCUCCUCAGAGAGCCGCAGCAGGUGAUCCCUGGGGAGGAGCUGGGACUGCCUGGCUUGGCCACCUUUGGCUACUCACUGAGUGGACGGAUGGACGUGGAUGAGAACUUCUACCCGGACCUCCUAGUGGGGAGCCUGUCAGACCACGUUGUACUGCUGCGGGCGCGACCGGUCAUCAACAUCCUCCACAAGACCUUGGUAGCCAGGCCAUCCGUGCUGGACCCUGCGCUCUGCACAGCUACCUCCUGCGUGCAGGUGGAGCUGUGCUUUGCUUACAACCAGAGUGCCGGGAACCCCAACUACAGGAGAAACAUCACCCUGGCCUACACCCUGGAGGCCGACCGGGACCGCCGGCCGCCUAGGCUUCGCUUUGCACGCAGCCAGUCAGCGGUCUUCCAUGGCUUCUUCUCCAUGCCAGACAUGCGUUGCCAGAAGCUGGAACUGCUCCUGAUGGUGAGGGAGGGGCGAGGGGUGGGACACCGAUCCAGGAUCUCUGCAGGAGGUGGCUAG
Puma concolor (puma) is the source of this 1602-nucleotide messenger RNA. NCBI's taxonomy places the organism in Eukaryota, Metazoa, Chordata, Mammalia, Carnivora, Felidae. The record is from RefSeq and is a predicted model, not a curated record.